Messenger RNA from Salvia splendens (bonfire salvia), 4147 nucleotides. Its product is annotated as ABC transporter B family member 15. The coding region runs from base 195 to 3953 and encodes 1252 amino acids. Gene Ontology annotation, biological process: transmembrane transport. Gene Ontology annotation, cellular component: membrane. The record is from RefSeq and is a predicted model, not a curated record. Lineage: Eukaryota; Viridiplantae; Streptophyta; Magnoliopsida; Lamiales; Lamiaceae. Gene Ontology annotation, molecular function: ATP hydrolysis activity; ABC-type transporter activity; ATP binding. The transcript has 7 exons.
AACUCACAUACCCAUUCAUUGGCAUCCCAAGGUUGGGUUUGAAUCAUUUCUCUCUCUCUCUCUCUAUUAAACAACAAAACACACACACACAGACACACACACUCUCUCUCUCUCUCAAAUAUAAGGAAGACAAGCCUAGAGGCUUUGCUUUCAAAAUUCUGAGAGGGGGAAAGGAGAAAUUAAGCAGAAGAAGCAUGGUGAGUUCAGACAUGGAGCAGAUGAAGAGAAAGAAGAAAAAGAGCAGCAUAGGCAUCUCUUUCAAGUCGAUAUUCAUGCAUGCCGAUAAAUACGAUAUGGCGUUGAUGGGAUUGGGUUUGCUGGGCGCAAUCGGCGACGGAGUCUCCAUGCCUGUCAUGCUCUUAGUCACAAGCAAGCUCAUGAACAGCUUCGGAACUUCCCAGGACUCUCUGUCAGAAAACUUCACCCACUCCAUCAGCAAGAAUGCGUUGGUUCUUUGCUACAUGGCUUGCGUGCAAUGGGUAGCUUGCUUUCUGGAGGGAUAUUGCUGGACAAGAACAGCAGAGAGACAAGCUUCACGACUAAGAACUAGGUACCUCAAAGCUGUAAUGAGGCAAGAUGUCGGCUACUUCGACCUCCACGUCACCAGCACGGCCGAGGUCAUCGAGAGUGUCUCCAGCGACAGCCUAGUCAUCCAAGAUUCCAUCAGUGAAAAGGUUCCGGUUUUUGUGAUGAACCUGUCGACCUUCCUGGGAUCGUACGUGGCAGCAUUCAUAAUGCUGUGGAGGCUAGCGAUCGUGGGGUUCCCGUUUAUCAUCCUGCUAGUGAUCCCGGGGCUGAUGUACGGGCGGGCGCUGAUGAGCAUUGCAAGGAAGAUACGGGACGAGUACAGCAAGGCGAACGUGAUCGUGGAGCAGGCACUCUCCUCUGUCCGCACCGUCUACUCUUUUGUUGGCGAGAGUAGGACUAUUGCGUCCUACUCUGCCGCCCUGCAGGGGACCGUUAGCCUCGGACUCAGGCAGGGUCUAGCUAAGGGUCUCGCCAUUGGUAGUAACGGCGUCGUUUUUGCCAUAUGGUCAUUCAUGUCUUACUAUGGGAGUAGGCUUGUCAUGUACCACAAUGCUCAAGGCGGGACUGUCUUUGCUGUUGGAGCCGCCAUUGCUAUUGGUGGAUUGUCACUAGGCUCGGGGCUGUCGAACCUCAAGUACUUCUCCGAGGCAAGUGCGGCUGCGGAGAGGGUGAGGGAGGUGAUCAAGAGAGUCCCCAAGAUCGAUUCCGACAGCAUGGAGGGGCAGAUGCUGGAGAAUGUGUCUGGAGAAGUCGAGUUCAGACAUGUCGCUUUCGCAUACCCUUCGCGACCAGACAGUGUAAUCUUUGAGGAUUUCAACCUUCGGGUUCCUGCAGGGAAGACGGUGGCGUUGGUCGGGGGGAGUGGUUCGGGGAAGUCUACCGUGAUCGCUCUGCUGCAGAGGUUCUAUGACCCGGUCGGGGGCGAGAUCCUCUUCGAUGGGGUGGCGAUUGACAAGCUGCAGCUCAAGUGGCUGAGGUUGCAAAUGGGGUUGGUUAGUCAGGAGCCGGCUCUUUUUGCUACCACCAUUAAGGAGAACAUUCUGUUCGGGAAGGAAGAUGCAUCCAUGGAAGAGGUUAUUGAGGCUGCUAAAGCUUCCAAUGCUCAUAACUUCAUCACGAGCCUGCCUCAAGGCUACAAUACGCAGGUUGGAGAGAGAGGUGUGCAAAUGUCUGGAGGUCAAAAGCAGAGGAUAGCCAUAGCCAGAGCCAUUAUAAAGGCCCCCAAAAUCCUCCUUCUGGAUGAGGCCACCAGCGCUCUGGACUCUGAGUCCGAACGCGUUGUGCAGGAAGCCCUCGACAAGGCGGCUGUGGGGCGAACAACCAUCACCAUCGCCCACCGCCUCUCCACCAUCCGCAGCGCGGACCUCAUCGCGGUGGUGCAGAAAGGCCAGGUGAUGGAGAUCGGAUCACACGAAGACCUAAUAGAAGACGAGCACGGCCUCUACACGUCCCUCGUACGCCUCCAACAAACCGAGAGGGACGACCACCACCACCCGGCCAUCAUCCCUGCUUCCACAAUGCCAGGUUCCAUCACUAUCUCCAACAAUGACAUCUACAACACGAGCAGCAGAAGGCUGUCGUUAGCGAGCAGGACCAGCUCGGCCAACUCGGUCGCGCCAACUCGACCGCACCAAGUUGAUGAGCGGCGCGAGCAACUGUUCCGCCCGCCUUCUUUCAAACGGCUACUUGCCAUGAACCUGCCCGAGUGGAGGCAGGCGACAAUGGGCUGCAUAGGCGCAAUACUCUUCGGUGCGAUCCAACCGCUCUACGCCUUUGCGAUGGGGUCGAUGAUCUCGGUCUAUUUCGAAAAGGAUCACCGUGAGAUCAAGAGACAGACGAAGAUAUACGCCCUGUGCUUCGUCAGCCUAGCCGUCUUCUCCAUGCUCGUCAACAUCUUGCAACACUACAACUUCGCGGCAAUGGGGGAGCACCUGACGAAGAGGAUCCGGGAGAGGAUGCUGUCGAAAAUCCUCACGUUCGAAAUCGGGUGGUUCGAUCAAGACGAAAACGCUACCGGCGCUGUCUGCUCCAGACUCGCCAAGGAUGCCAAUGUGGUGAGGUCGCUCGUAGGUGACAGAAUGGCCUUGCUGAUACAGACAUUCUCUGCAGUGACCAUAGCUUUCACAAUGGGGCUUGCUGUGGCGUGGAAGCUCGCAUUAGUGAUGAUUGCAGUUCAACCUCUCAUCAUCAUCUGCUACUACUUGAAACGUGUUUUACUCAAGAACAUGUCAAAACAAGCAAUCAAAGCUCAAGAAGAGAGCAGCAAGCUCGCAGCUGAAGCAGUCUCGAAUCUCAGAACCGUGGCAGCCUUCUCGUCCCAAGCCCGGAUACUCAAAAUGCUGGAACACGCUCAAAGAGGGCCGCGGAAGGAGAGCAUACGCCAGUCCUGGUUCGCGGGGAUCGGGCUAGGGACAUCUCAGAGCCUCAUGACAUGCACCUGGGCUCUGGAUUUCUGGUAUGGCGGGAAACUAAUAGACGAAGGGUUCAUCAGCGCGAAGGCGCUGUUUCAGACGUUCAUGAUUUUGGUGAGUACCGGGAGAGUGAUCGCGGAUGCAGGGACGAUGACCAAUGACUUAGCUAAAGGAGCUGAUGCAGUUGGAUCCGUGUUUACCGUUUUGGAUAGGUACUCGUUGAUUGAGCCCGAGGAUCCCGAUGGAUUGAACCCCGGGAAGCUCAUUGGGCGCGUUGAGAUUGAAGACGUGGAUUUCGCGUAUCCAGCUAGGCCGGACACGAUGAUCUUUAGAGGCUUCUCGUUGAGCAUUGAGGCAGGGAGAUCCACUGCUUUAGUGGGGCAGAGUGGGUCGGGGAAGUCAACGAUCAUAGGCCUAAUUGAGAGAUUUUAUGAUCCUAUAAGUGGUGUUGUGAAAAUAGACGGCCGAGAUAUAAAGACGUAUGAUCUGCGGUCGUUGAGGAAACACGUUGCGUUGGUAAGUCAGGAGCCCACGCUAUUCGCGGGUACCAUCAGGCAAAAUAUAACUUACGGGGCGGAUGAGGGCGUGGGGGAGGCGGAGGUGGUGGAGGCCGCGAAGGCGGCCAACGCGCACGAUUUUAUCGCGGGGCUGAAGGACGGGUACGAGACGUUCUGUGGGGACAGGGGGCUGCAGCUGUCGGGAGGGCAGAAGCAGAGGAUUGCGAUAGCGAGGGCGAUACUGAAGGACCCGGCGGUGCUGCUGCUGGACGAGGCAACGAGCGCGCUGGACACGCAGUCGGAGAAGGUGGUGCAGGACGCGCUGGAGAGGGUGAUGGUGGGGAGGACGAGCAUCGUGGUAGCGCACAGGCUCAGCACGAUUCAGAGCUGCGACACGAUCGCGGUGGUGGAGAAGGGGAAGGUGGUGGAGAAGGGGACGCACGCGGCGUUGAUAGGGAAGGGGGAGAGAGGGGUGUAUUACUCGCUUGUUAACCUACAAAGAUAUUCACAUAAUUAAGUUGAUGCUGUUUUUUUUUGGUUAAAUAAAUGUUUCUUGUCUGAGAUUAAUAUGCCGACUUUUUCUUCCAUUUUUGGAGGAGCAGUGGAAUUGAUGGAGGCUGUGUUAAUUCCUUGCUCAAAUCUGCAAUGUUUUUGCACAUGUAAUGUGUACAUGUAUAACAAAUUAAGAAAGGAAAGCUUAAGAGUUUUUCA